AUGAUUAUAUAUAGUGUCGUCAUUUUAUCAGAAACUAUUAUUGUUCUUAAAGCAGAUCUAUAUGGUAUCGCUAGUCUUACAGACAAAGAAUUAAUUGGAUGUCCAUUUCUAGAUUAUUAUUGUGGUAUUCGAUAUGAAAAAAUUCUUGGACUUUCUUAUACGGUUAUGAAUAUUUUCGUUUUUCCUAUUACUUUACUAACCAUAAUUUAUGCACGUUUUUUGCAUUUUAUUCGUCAUCAGGCUCCUCAAUUAUCACAAGAACGACAACGAAGAAGGGCCCAACGUGAUCUUAUGAUCACUCGUCGUAUUUUAUUUACUGUCAUUGCUCUUACUUUGCCCGGAACAUUGAAUAUCACUUUUGUUAUCAUGACAAAUAUUGAUGUUCGUUUUUCAGGUUCUUUUUAUAUGUAUAGAAUUCAAUGGAUGGGUCCAGCAAUAACUUUAUUCAUACUCAGUAUUGGAAUUGUAUUUAUUACUCCACAAAUCAAACAAAUACUUGUCAAGUUAAAAUUUUGUAGAAAUCAAGUAGCACCGAUACAAACAACACAGCAAGAAUUACAACAACCUUCUAUUUUUCUGCCAACACAAAUUAACACUAAAACUACAGACUGA
This is a messenger RNA of Rotaria sp. Silwood1, 612 nucleotides long. NCBI's taxonomy places the organism in Eukaryota, Metazoa, Rotifera, Eurotatoria, Philodinida, Philodinidae. The record is from the annotation of a GenBank genome assembly.